CUUUCUACAUCCGUUGGGCGUUCCGGUUUCUCCCGUUGCAGUCAGUCAACAACGCACAGCAGUUUCAGUAUGGAUGUUUUGCGGCCGAUGCUCAUUAACAUCAAUGGAAGAAUGUACAGAAAAAAUCCAGUACAAGAGGAAUAUUAUGAAGAAGAAGAUAAUUAUUCAUAUUCAGACCCAGCUGCUGACCAGUGCAUGGAUGAACCCUGCGACACACACAACAUUGAGCAGACAGAUAAGGGCUUCCGCUGUGCCCUAGAUGUGCCAAGUGUCCUUUACAAGUAUAUUAUCGGUAAGAAAGGAGAGACUCGUAAACGACUGGAAUCAGAGACAAAAACUUCAAUCAGCAUCCCCAAACAGGGCGUGGAGGGACAGAUCGUGAUCACAGGUGCACACAGCGCCGCGGUGUCUUCAGCUGUCACCCGCGUUGAGGUUUUGAUCGACAGCUUUCGGAGGAAGCAGCCGUUCACCCACUUCCUGUCUUUUGCACUGAAUCAUGAUCAGGUGCAGGAAGGAUUUAAGCGCUUCAGAGAGGAUGUGCUGCAGCGCUGCGGGCAGGACUCGGGGGUGGAUGUGAGUAUUUUUCAGAAUCCAGCUAAACUUCACCUCACCAUCGGCACUCUGGCCCUUCUGAACGAACAGGAAGUGACACGAGCAAGUGAACUUCUUCAGCAGUGCCAAGAUGUUAUCAGAGAUAUAACUGAAGGAAAAGCUCUUCCUGUAGAAGUCAGAGGAAUCGAAUAUAUGAAUGAUGACCCAUCGAUGGUGGACGUUCUGUAUGCCAAAGUCGCUGCUCAAGACAGCUCUGACAAGCUGCAGCAGAUAGCAGACAGGCUGCUGGAGUGUUUUGUAUCAGGUGGUCUGAUGGAGCGUGAGUGGGACAAAGUAAAAAUUCACGCCACUGUGAUGAACACACUGUUCCGGAAAGAUCCGUCAGCUGAGGUGAAAGGAACUUCAGGAAGACAAAACAUUAAAGAUCGUGAAUCUUUUGAUGCCAGAAACAUCUUACAGAUGUUUGGAGAGUUUGAUUUCGGAGCAUUUGAGCUGAACUCGGUGCAUCUGUCUCAGAGAUACUCCACUGACAGUACCGGAUAUUAUUCCUCGGCGGGACAUGUCACUUUCUCCUGACGGGACAGUUUCACCCACACACACACACACACACACCAACAGACUGAUAAAUCGGGAUCAGUUUAUUAAUCAGUUCUCUUGUUAUGUAUCAUGCAUUGUUAAUAUAAAUAUGUAUAGUAUAAAUAUAAGUUAUAUAUAUUUUGUAGUUGUAUUUUCAUUCUCUCUGAGAAUCUUGGAGACAUUUUUCUAUGAAGAUAUUUACUGACACCACUACAGUAAAAUGAGAUUCGGAUUAUAAACCGAGAAGUGGCACUUUUUCCACCUUAAACAGUUAGAUGGGGUUUGUGACUUCUUUAAAUGUAUUAUUGUUGCUUGUAUGACAGAAUUGCAGAUUGGCCAGGGCAAAUAAAUGGCUAAUAUUG
Molecule: messenger RNA, 1490 nt
Organism: Myxocyprinus asiaticus (Chinese sucker)
Lineage: Eukaryota; Metazoa; Chordata; Actinopteri; Cypriniformes; Catostomidae
Product: activating signal cointegrator 1 complex subunit 1-like
Exons: 10
Coding region: 70-1128 (352 amino acids)
Biological process (GO): DNA alkylation repair; regulation of DNA-templated transcription
Cellular component (GO): nucleus
Molecular function (GO): RNA binding
Source: RefSeq, a predicted model, not a curated record